Molecule: messenger RNA, 2481 nt
Organism: Lasiosphaeria miniovina
Lineage: Eukaryota; Fungi; Ascomycota; Sordariomycetes; Sordariales; Lasiosphaeriaceae
Product: UNC-like C-terminal-domain-containing protein
Exons: 3
Biological process (GO): protein folding in endoplasmic reticulum
Cellular component (GO): membrane; cytoplasm
Source: RefSeq, a predicted model, not a curated record
GUUACGCUGGCUCUAGCUCUUCUGGGGCUUCAGACAGCUACCGUCCAUGGUUUGAGGUCAGCACAGGAUGCCGCUCUAAAGGCUGCCGCUGCCUCAGCAGAUCCAGACGUCUGCAAGUCCAAGACAAUCAACUACAUCACCCACACGCUGCCGCAGCAAUGUUUACGGACAGCGUGGACGAGUCCCACCCUCUCUGGGACAGAACUGAUAAGCGCAUCGGCCACUGUAGCCAGGACGACGGCGGCGGCGGCCACAACGACGACAACCCCCGAGACCGCGACCUCGGAAGGCGCCCAGCAAGACCAAGCUGACGACCCCGAUGGCCAGGAUAUUACGGCGAGCUCCUUCAUGUCGUUUGAGGAGUGGAAAGAGAUGAUGUUGCGCAAGUCGGGACAGGAUCCCGCCGAUAUCAAGGGCCGUAAGCAGCGCGAGCCCCGUGGCGGCGAGAGAGAGCCCGGCAUGGCUCAUGGCGACCUGGACAGCCUCGGCGACGACGGAGAAAUUGCUCUUGAAUUCGACGCCCUGGCCGAGAAGGUCUCUGAGCUGACGGCGUCCUCUCCGGGCGGCGAGGCUACUCCGCAGACCGACACCAGGGAACUCAAAGAGGAGCAUAUCCUAUAUGACGACGGAAAAACCCAGUACUACAGAAGUAAGGACGCCGGCAAGACUUGCAAGGAGAGGUUCUCGUACUCGUCGAUUGAUGCCGGCGCCACUGUCCUCAAGACCAACCCCGGCGCCCAGAACUCCAAGGCAAUCCUGGCCGAAAACAAGGACACGUACAUGCUGCUCGAGUGCCGGGCCAAGAACAAGUUUGUUAUUGUCGAGCUCAGCGACGAUAUCCUCGUCGACACUGUUGUCCUGGCGAAUUUUGAGUUCUUCUCCAGCAUGAUCCGCAAGUUUAGGAUCAGUGUUAGUGACCGCUACCCCGUGAAGAUGGACAAAUGGGUAGAUCUGGGCACCUUCGAGGCCCGGAACUCGCGAGAUAUCCAGCCCUUUCUAGUCGAGCACCCUCAGAUCUAUACCAAGUACAUCCGCAUCGAGUUCUUGAGCCACUACGGGAACGAAUUUUACUGUCCCGUGUCGUUGCUGCGUGUCCACGGCACCAGAAUGCUUGACAGCUGGAAAGAACCAGACUCUAACCAAGACGACGACACGGAGCAAAUUGACGCGCCGGUCCAGGAGCCGCUAGCUGAUGACAUUCCUACCCAAGAACCCCCUGCUGAGGACCCUGUCUCGACGAGCGCUACUGGGGACAUUCCCAAUAACCAGACCAUUGUUGAGAUGGGCCUCUCCCCCUGGCGGCCAAUAUUCUUCGAAUUCAUGUCAGCAGAAACUUGUGAACUGCGCUCACCUAAAACGGACGAACCAACCCCUGUAUCGUCAAACUCGAACCAAGACCCGAAUAGCUCUGCCGUCCAUUCGAACCCCGUGGCCAAACAGUCCGCGACGCCUACUGCGGGGCAGGAGACAGCACAGCCCAGUGAAUCAGUCUCGAGUUCUUCACCGUCUCCGUCUUCGUCUUCAGUUUCUGACAUGCCUUCCUCCGUCGAAUCGUCGUAUACUGCCCAUCCAUCUUCAACACCAGUAAACCAAAAUGCCAGCAAGACGGCUAGCCGCUCCUCGUCAUCCUCCUCUUCCGCUGCCGCCAGAACAGCUGCAACAAGUAGCGGUUCGGCCAAUCCUAGUCCGACCACGCCUCGCAGCAAGACCAGUUCGACAGCUUCUAAUGCCGCCUCGGCGUCGCCAACGGUUCAGGAGUCAUUUUUCAAGACUGUCACCAAGCGCCUACAGCACCUCGAGUCCAACACCUCGUUGUCGUUGCAGUAUAUCGAGGAGCAAUCACGCUUCCUACAGGACGUGCUGCUCAAGAUGGAACGUAAGCAGCUCAACCGCGUCGAUACCUUCCUUGACACGCUCAACAAGACUGUAUUCGGCGAGCUCCGCAACGUCCGCACCCAGUACGACCAGAUUUGGCAGAGCACUGUCAUCGCCCUGGAGACGCAGCGCGAGCAGUCGCAGCGCGAGAUGGUCGCCCUGUCGAGCCGCCUCAACGUGCUCGCCGAUGAGGUCGUCUUCCAGAAGCGCAUGGCCAUCCUCCAAAGCAUUCUCUUGCUUAGCUGUCUUGUGCUGGUCAUUUUCAGCCGCAGCAGCGUUGCCAACGGCGGUGGCGUCGGCCCCGGCGCUUCCCCGUUUGACAUCGCUUUCCAAGCCUCUCGCUACGCUCUAUCGUCAUCCUCGCCCUCACCCCACUACCUCUCCUCGCCUGGGGCAGAAACCGGUGGAAGCGCCUCCCGUGCCAACGGCGGCCAAUGCACGCCAUCACCGCGGCAUCAGCACUACCAACAACGCCAGUCGCAGCAGCAGCAGCAACAACAACAACAAAAUUACCAACCAUCUAACGGUCCUCGCCAUAUGCACUCCCGAGGCGAUAAGACGCUACCGCUGACGCCCACGUCCGAGUUCAGCAGGGAGGGCACGCCC